AAGAUGGCAGGCGUGCAGCCGCCACCCCUCCGGAGCCUGGAUGACUUCGUGCUGAGUUCGGCUCGGUUCGCCGUGCCCAACAUACGCGACCUGGACCGAUGGAACAACCGCAUCAUCAACAACCUCUUAUAUUAUCAGAGCAAUUACUUCGUGUGCGCGCUGGGCUUUCUUUUGUUGGUGGGGUAUUUCCAGCCCUUCCAGCUGUUUGUUGGUUCGACAGUGGUCACCCUGUCAUUCCUCGGUUUCGUCUGGGCCGCUGAGAACCAAGCUCCCAUUCGGCGUUUCCGUAGAAACCACCCAUCAGUCUCUGUGUUGGCCAUACUUUUGGUCAGCUACCUCUUCCUCACAGUCCUGGGAGAUGUGGCUGUGUUCCUGUUGGGGAUUGCCUUUCCUAUUCUGAUGGUUCUGGUCCAUGCGUCGGUGAGACUACGCAGCCUUAAAAACAAACUGGAGAACAAAUUGGAGAGCAUUGGUCUGAAGAGGACGCCCAUGGGACUCCUGUUGGAGGCUCUGGGACAGGAACAGGAAGCUGGAUCCUAGAGAAAAGCACCGUGGAUGAGAAGAGGUUUGAGGAAAAGUGCAGAAGAAGAGAGGAGAGGGUUAAAAACAUGAGAUGUGAGGGAGUAGGAUGCAAUGUGAAGGCUGAGCAGGAUGUUAUAAAAUGAGCCAUAAAACACAAAUGAGAAGUUAAGUUUGUUUCUUUUUUUUUUUUUUUACACAAAUGGAAAGUCACUAGUGAAGGAACAAACACAAAUCCAAGCAAACGAUUCGGUCAUCCUUAGUCUGUUUAUGUUUAUGCACUUUAGCCACAAUAUUUAAUUCCAUUUAUUUUUGUGUUAAUGUUUUUUCAAAGUGUGCAGUGUCACAGUCAGGAACUUCCACAUUGUCACAUGAAAACAUGAUGGGAUAACAUGAAAUUGCACAUUCUGCACUAUUGGUUUAUUGUGUCAUUACACACAGUCAGGGAUACCUCCGUAAAGCUUUUACUCAACACAAAACAUGAUUAUAGUCGUAAUAACAAAAAGAAGUUGGGAAAUGUUGAAUAGAACAGUUUUAUAGGAAAAGGUUUUAAUUUGUGUAAUCACAUUUAACAGGAAAUCAAGCAAUGGAAAAUGAAGCCUCAAGAUAAAGUUGCCAUUUUUGGAGACACAAAAGCAGAUAUUAUAUGUCCAGUGACCCAGCUGAAAUUACGUAACUUUGAUUUAAUUUCACUGCCCUAAAAAUCAUAAUAAUGUGCUUAGUGAUUAAAUCUGACUUAAGGUUAUUCAUGUUACUUUCUUUUAAUACAUCAACUUUACAACCUAAUUUAUAUUUCAUCUGUGGUUUUUACUUAAAUGACAACACUGCUAAAAUAUGCUUUUAUUAUAAUACAUAUUUUUUUCUUACCAAUUUUUUGGGGACUAAUAAAGUAUCUGUAUUGGUGGUUCAAGGCCCCAAAAUUUUCAGAGUUUUACAAUUAUUCUGGUUUUAUCUCAUGUUAUUUCACCCUUUUUUUUUUUUUUUUUUUAGCAUUUUAUAACUUCAGAAGCCAAAUGACAUGGAGGCUGAAAUCCUCUGUUUAUACGACUUAAUAUUUAGCCACAUUUCAUAUCCAGAGUAAAUUUCCUCCACUGCUGGUCAGUGGAGUUUAUUCCCACUCAGUCAUUAGAAAUCUACUUGAACACUGUAUUCACCCUUGAUUCCUUAAAUAUAAAAUUAUCAGUCAGUUGGUCAUCAGUCUGGUCAAUACUGAAAUACAGUAACAAAUGUUGGACACUUUUGCACAAAUAUUGAGAAACCCUAUUCUGGAAAAACUCCAGUGCCUCCACAGGUAAUUUUUUUUUUUCUACUUUUUCAGUAAAAUAUCUGAAAAUCCAUUAGUUCAGAGUUAGAAUCUUCAGGACCUUCACGGUAGUACAUUCUUCAUUCUGAUGUUUCAUUUCAUUACUUUUUUUGAUGACUAAGUAUCCAGUUAAAGACUGAAAAAUGGAAAUGUUUUAAUGCUAACAGCCGAAACUAAAACAUGGUUAACAGCAUGUUAGUGCUGUCGCUAGCUAUACAUGCUAGUUUAGUGGAACCAAUGUUAUAAAUGAGGUUUGAACAUUUUCUGAAAUUUAAAAUCAGACCAUGGUGCCAACAGUGUAAAGACAUACCGGGUCAUACUUUGUUUGUAGGAAAAAUGAAUAGAAACCACUGCAAUGAAGAACAAACCCACUGUACUUAAUGUAAUGAAUGUACUGUAUUUUACAAAGGUGUUGAUCUGGAGCCUGACACAGACAAACUGAAAUACCUGCUGAAGGUAGAUGAAACUAGUCAGAUUUCCAAAAUGCUUUCAGUGUGGUUUAUAUUUAUUAUCCAAACAAUCCUUGAAACCCCAGCUUUAGUACAAUGAGCCCAUUUACAUGCACACUAAUACACUUAUCAUUAUCCGAUUUCUGGAGUUAUGGGAUUAUUCAAGUGAAAAUGUAAACAGCAUAAUCUGACAUGUUUUAUCAGAUAACAGCAGUAAUCUGAUUAUGACAAAUCAGAUUAACACACCUGGAUGUCUUGUUAAAACUAUGAUGUCUUCCUUCGUGUAUACAGGUUAAUCUGAUUUAUUCCAUUCUGUUACAUCAGCGCUGUGUAAAAACAUUUAAAAUCAAAGAAAACUGAAGUUAUGAAAGACAAUAACAGAAAGUUUGAGUUUACCAUCACUAUGUAUAUACGUACUCUGAAAGAAACCCAAUAAUGAACUGAAAUGUCUAAACCAGGGUUUUUCGAUUAUUGUAUUUCUUAAGUGUGUGUAAACAUGUCAGAUCUGAUUUUUACAACUGUCUGAUUACUCAGAAAAGUGUCAGAAAAUUACAGUUUUAUCCUAAAAUAUGCUCUUUUUUCCUCACACAGCAACUAGCUAUAGAUGUUCAUCCCACUAGUAAACUUUAAAAACCCAUCUUAUAUCCACCAUUUUUGAAAAUCUUAGAAUGAGACACUAGUGAAAAUCGAUAGCAGUAAAGACUGUUAAGGCUACACCUGGUUUUGCUGUUGUUUAAAGAGAAAUAAAUCAGCAGUUUUGCUGUGUUAUCUAGCUAAAAAUGUAGAAAAAUACAGAAAUGAAGAUCAAACUGACUUAAAGACUGUAUUAUUCUGGGGCCUUUGCUUUGUAUUGUUUUAUUUAUACAGAAAAACAGUCCUGUGCUGAAUAUCUGUUGGUGAAACUGUUCAGUUUUCCAGUCCCUGAAUCUUAUUUAUUCAGUAUUUACAGAACAGAUGCUUCCUGUGUAUUAUCAUCCAUACAAUCCUUCUGACCACAGUUUUAACACAAUUAUGUUAAGUUUGCAGGAUCAAUUGUGGCCAUAUUAAUGAUUUCCAAGAAUUGCAGUCUUUGCUCUGUUUUCAUCUCAUGUAUCAGGUCCAUUACCUGUAUGAAAUUAUAAAGGUAAACUAAAUUAUGGUGAACUUAGCUAAAAUUUUACAAGGUAAUCAUCAUGUUAGCAAUGUCAGGGUGAAUGUGUUAGCAUCUCCAGCUACUGACACUUACAUUUAACCAAGCAGCCUCUAGUUUGAGAUGCUAGUCUUACAUUUAAACAACUUCAGAACUGGGAUUUGAAUAUCGUCCACGUUCAUGAACUUCACAUGAAACCACUCCAGACACUAGUACUUAGAAAAAAUAGAUACUGCAAAGGCUACACAUGGAUUUACUGAUGUCUGAAGAGAAAUAAUAAGUACUUUCUGACAUGCUAACAAGCUAAGAAAACAAUUUUGAAAUUACAACUAUGAAGUAUAAACUGACAUAAUGAAGGAAUACUGCUAAAUAUAUGAAGGUGAUACUGUUCAAAUUUCCAGUUUUUGCAUCAUAUUUGUUACAUAUGUUUGUACUACAGUUUUAAUACAACUAUCAUGGCUGGUAGCGAGGUUUUCUUCAGUAUAAUGUAUCUCAACCAUUAUUAAGAUGUUUUAUGAUCAUUAAUUAUUUUUGUUUUCAUCGUACUUUUUGCCCUGUGGAAACAGCGUUGGUUGGUUUUCUUAUUAUGUACGUGCCGUUACAGUUUGGCCUUGUACAAAUAUACUUAAGACGUUUGCUGACUCCCUUAUGCAGAGCCUCAUGAUAAUUCCAACAGCAAACACAUAACAAAAAGUCUACAUUUGUGGUUCAUCAGGAAAAACUUUAACAUCUGAGCAGAAAUAAAUGCCUUUUCACGUAACUGCAGAAUGACUAAAAGGUAAACUGAGAUAAACAUUUCUGGGUAAGUGUGCAGAUGUAUCUGAAAUGUACAGAUGAUGAUUGUGUUCAGUGUUUCAUUCCAUUUAACUGAUUGUGUGACACAUGAUCCCUGACAUCAUGUCUGAGUGAUUUGCCAAAAGAUGACAAAGUGUAUUGAAAAUAUUUCUAAAUAAAAACGGAUGGUGUCUGCUGUUGUU
This is a messenger RNA of Sphaeramia orbicularis (orbiculate cardinalfish), 4377 nucleotides long. RefSeq names its product PRA1 domain family, member 2 (gene praf2). The record is from RefSeq and is a predicted model, not a curated record. NCBI's taxonomy places the organism in Eukaryota, Metazoa, Chordata, Actinopteri, Kurtiformes, Apogonidae. Gene Ontology annotation, cellular component: membrane. The coding region runs from base 4 to 540 and encodes 178 amino acids. The transcript has 3 exons.